AGCGAGCAGUGGGGAUGGGGAGGAUGCGGCGGGCGAUGGAUGGAGGCCAGGCGAUGGAUGAUGGCGGCCGGGGGUGAUGCGGACACUCCCAUGUUGAUUCGAUAUCCAAACUGCGUUUCCACCAUAGCUGAGGCAGAGGGAGCUCUCCCUCCUCCGCAGCCGAUGGUGCAGGCCGCCAACCGCCGGUGAUCCCGCCCUUCCCAUGGGCCGAGACAGUGCCUACUGCGGCCUGGGCGCCUCGCAGUGCACCGAGGGCCGGGGGUCCGGCGGGCGCCGCAAGCAACGCUACGUGGAGAAGAACGGCAAGUGCAAUGUGCAGCACGGCAACAUGUUGGAGACUUACCGCUACCUGACCGACAUCUUCACCACGCUGGUGGACCUGCGCUGGCGGGUCAGCCUGCUGGUCUUCGUGCUGGCCUACACACUCACCUGGCUCGCCUUCGGCUUGGUCUGGUGGUUCCUGGCCUACUGCCGCGGCGAUCUGGAGCACCUGGGCGACAAGGCAUGGACUCCCUGCGUCCACAACCUCAACGGCUUCGUCUCCGCCUUCCUCUUCUCCAUCGAGACCGAGACGACCAUCGGCUACGGGUUCCGGGUGAUCGCCGACUCCUGCCCCCUGGGCAUCGCGCUGCUCCUGCUCCAGGCCAUCCUGGGCUCCAUGGUCAACGCCUUCAUGGUGGGCUGCAUGUUCGUCAAGAUCUCGCAGCCCACCAAGCGCGCCGAGACCCUGAUCUUCUCUGACCGGGCGGUGGUGUCGCCGCGGGACGGCCGUCUCUGCCUCAUGUUCCGUGUGGGCGACCUUCGGCGCUCGCACAUCGUAGAGGCCUCUAUCCGGGCCAAGCUGAUCCGCUCCAAGCAGACGGCUGAGGGCGAGUUCAUCCCGCUUGACCAGACGGAUGUGGGCGUGGGGCUGGAGACCGGUGACGACCGGCUCUUCCUCGUCUCCCCGCUCAUCAUCGCCCACGAGAUCGACGAUCGCAGCCCGUUCUGGGAGAUGAGUAAGGACCGGCUGCGGGCCGAGGACUUCGAGAUCGUGGUCAUUCUGGAGGGCAUGGUGGAGGCCACAGGGCUGACCUGCCAGGCCCGCAGCUCCUACCUAUGCGAGGAGGGGCUGUUGGGCUACCGCUUCAUGUCGGUGCUCUCUCUGGAGGACGGCCACUACGAGGUGGACUACGGCAUGUUCCACCAGACCUUCGAGGUGUCCACCCCGACCUGUAGCGCCCGCGAACUCACCGAGCGCUUGGCCGAAACCGAGGCGCAGCUCUACUGGUCCGUGGCCCGGCCGGAGGCAGAGGAAGCGCCCCCCGCAACCGGGCCUGGCCCCGUCUCCGUCUCCGGCUCCGUCUCCGGCUCCGGCCCAACACAGGGAGACAGGAGGCAGCAGCAGGAUGAGGUGGAGGAGCAGGAGCGAGGAGGCGUGGACCGGCAGCCCAAUGGCAACCUGAACGAGUCCGCCCUGUGACCUGCGGACAGUCGGCCGUGGGAGACAGCGCGCCCCCAUGUUG
Leucoraja erinaceus (little skate) is the source of this 1505-nucleotide messenger RNA. RefSeq names its product G protein-activated inward rectifier potassium channel 3-like. Gene Ontology annotation, molecular function: inward rectifier potassium channel activity. The coding region runs from base 203 to 1462 and encodes 419 amino acids. The transcript is spliced from 3 exons. Lineage: Eukaryota; Metazoa; Chordata; Chondrichthyes; Rajiformes; Rajidae. Gene Ontology annotation, biological process: regulation of monoatomic ion transmembrane transport; potassium ion import across plasma membrane. The record is from RefSeq and is a predicted model, not a curated record. Gene Ontology annotation, cellular component: plasma membrane.